Messenger RNA from Trametes versicolor FP-101664 SS1, 1440 nucleotides. Its product is annotated as acid protease. Gene Ontology annotation, molecular function: aspartic-type endopeptidase activity. Gene Ontology annotation, biological process: proteolysis. The record is from RefSeq and is a predicted model, not a curated record. The coding region runs from base 1 to 1440 and encodes 479 amino acids. Lineage: Eukaryota; Fungi; Basidiomycota; Agaricomycetes; Polyporales; Polyporaceae. The transcript has 10 exons.
AUGUCCUCCCAACUCGCUGUGCAGCUUACCCUCCUCGUCUUCAGUCUCUCGACACAGGCCUCGCCAACCCAAAAUAGAGACCCGGCAGGCUUCCUCGCCGGUGCGGGAUCGUCGUGGAUGUGGCCCCGCGACAACAGCACUAUCACUACAAGCAAUGUGACUGCCGUUCGUAUAUUCAACCCGGACGGUCCUAGCAAGGAGUUGAAGAGCGUUAUGAUCAAAUACGCCCGUGCGGCAAAGUUCCUCUCCGGUAUCGGACUUAACCCCGACACGCACCCCGAGAACGGGUACCCCCAGUUCCACCCGCCCAACCCGUCUACGUUCACCCAAGUCACGAGCGCCUCAGAUGCCGCAGACACGGUGGACGCCACGGACACCGCCGCACAAGGCUCGCAAGGCAACGGGGGCAGCAUCAUCACCGUGACCCCAGUAGCCGCGGAGCCAGGGACUAUCCGCAUGCCGCUGACGGACUACAUCGGCGACUUCGACGUGAUGUACUACGGGCCGAUGAGCUUCGGGUCGAAGCAGACGGUGCUGCAGGUCGACAUCGAUACGGGCUCCGCGGACCUGUGGAUUCCUGUCAAUUGUAGGAAUUGUCGCAAUACCGGGUACAGAUCGAAGGGGAGCGCGACAUACCAGCCGUCCACGGACCAGUGCACAAUCAGCUAUGGAACUGGACAGGUCUCUGGUACUGUAGCCGUGGACACUGUAGCCAUUGGCGCGGCGAGCGUGUCCAAGCAGACGAUGUGUGCGGUCAGCAAGGUCUCCGACGACCUCAACACGGAGCCCAACAGCGGCCUCCUCGGCAUGGCGUUUGGGACCAUCGCGCAGGCAAACAACAAAACCACUACCUUCUUCGAAAACCUCCUCGAGAAGAAAGCGCUCGCGGCGAGCGUGUUUUCGGUACACAUGACGCGCGGGAAGGAGGAGGGCUCUGAGGUGUGCUUUGGGUGCUACGACCCGACGAAGGUGGUGGGCCCUGUGACCUGGAACGACGUCGUAUCCCGCUCAUACUGGUCGAUCGCCAUGAACGGGACCUCCGUGAACGGCACAAACUCGGCCGUGGACCUCAUCGCGGCCGUUGACACCGGCACGUCGCUCAUCUACCUGCCGGAUCGUGUAGCUGCGGACUUCUACGCUCUGAUCCCGGGGUCAGCCCCAGCGGUGCAGUAUGGCGCAGGUUUCUACACGUACCCCUGCGACGCACUGCCGUCCGUGUCGCUCAUCUUGAGCGGAAAGCCGUACGCGAUCCAUCCGGACGACUUCAACAUCGGGCGGCUGGAAGCGAACUCGCCCGACUGCGUCGGCGGAAUCCUCGCGCUGAGCAAGGGCUUCGCGCCCGACCUCGCCAUCAUCGGGGACGAGUUCUUGAAGUCUUGGUACUCGGUCUUCGACUACUCGGGCAGAGUGGGCUUAGCCCCGAGCAUCAACAACAGGUAA